AUGCCUUACAAGUCCCGGUGGCGCCUCGACGUGCCGAACGCGCACCUUGCGACGCUGCUACUAACGUCUCCAACGGCUGAGCUCUCCAAGACCCACCGAUGCUUCCUGGAAGCGGCCCGCCCGGACACGCAUUACUUUACCACGCAUUCCUUCCGGCUAUGGAGCCAGAGAUUUGCCUUAGGACUGCAAAAGUCCGGUCUCCGCCGAGGCGACCGCGUCCUGAUGUUCUCGGGCAAUGACCUGUUCUUCCCCGUCGUGUUCAUGGGCAUCAUCAUGGCCGGUGGCAUCUUCUCAGGCGCUAAUCCGACCUACGUCGCCCGCGAGUUGGCCUACCAGCUCCAGGACAGCGGGGCAACCUACCUGAUCUGCGCACGAGCUAGCCUAGACACUGGGCUUGAGGCUGCGCAGUUGACAGGCAUGGGCCGGGACCGGGUGUUUGUGUUCGACGACACCCUCUACGAUGGCCGCGGCGUCGGCGAGAAGGGCUGUCAGCACUGGGGCGAGCUUGUAGCGUCCCCAGAGGAAGCACAGGGUUUCGCAUGGGAGGAGCUGUCCACGCCCGAGCUAGCAGAUACCGUUCUCGCACUCAAUUACUCCAGCGGCACGACCGGGAGGCCGAAAGGUGUUGAGAUCACGCACAAGAACUACGUCGCAAACUUGCUACAGUACACACACUUGGCCAGGCUCAACCCGGACUACGAGGCGAAGCUAGCCCGCGCCCGCUGGCUAUGCUUCCUUCCAUUAUAUCACGCGUACUCUCAGAACGUGAAUAUCGGUGCGGCCUUAUACCGGAACACCCCGGUUUAUAUCAUGCCCAAGUUCGAUUUCAUCAAGAUGCUAGAGUAUACGCAGAAGUAUCGCAUCUCGGACCUCAUACUCGUGCCCCCGGUGGUCGUUGCUCUAGCCAAACACCCUGCUGUGAAAGAUUAUGAUCUUAGCAGUGUCGAGGGUAUGGGGAGUGGCGCUGCGCCAUUGGCGAGGGAGGUUUGUGAGGAGGUGGAAGCUCUGUGGCCGCCGGGCAAGAUCAAUAUCAAGCAAGGUUGGGGCAUGACUGAAACGACCUGUUCUAUCUUGGGAUGGGAUCCCACGGAGAAGAGUUUCUCGGCUUCUGUCGGAGAGCUGAACGCCAACUGUGAAGCCAAGAUUAUGGCCGAAGACGGAGUGACGGAGAUUAUGGACAGGAAUAAACGUGGUGAGCUAUGGGUGCGUGGCCAGAAUAUCAUGAAAGGAUAUUGGCGUAAUCCCGAGGCAACCAAAUCAACCAAGACAGAGGAUGGGUGGCUCAAGACGGGCGAUAUUGCCUUUGUCGACGACCAGGGCAAAUUUCAUGUUGUCGAUCGGAUGAAGGAGCUUAUCAAAGUGAAGGGGAACCAGGUUGCCCCCGCGGAGUUAGAGGGGAUACUUCUGGAACACCCGAAGGUGGCUGACGCCGCAGUGAUCGGAGUUGCCAUCAACAACGACGAGUCGCCCCGGGCCUACAUUGUGCUCAAGCCGGGUCAGGUCGCCACAGCGGAGGACAUCGUGCGUUUUAUGGAUGGCAAAGUCUCAGCCUUCAAGCGGAUCACCGGCGGGGUACGCUUCGUCGAGUCGAUCCCAAAAAACCCAUCUGGUAAGGUUUUGCGCAAGACGCUGCGAGAACAGGCCAAAGAGGAGCUGAAGGAGAAACCGGCAUCCAAACUGUAA
Messenger RNA from Penicillium riverlandense, 1683 nucleotides. RefSeq names its product acyl--CoA ligase. The coding region runs from base 1 to 1683 and encodes 560 amino acids. Lineage: Eukaryota; Fungi; Ascomycota; Eurotiomycetes; Eurotiales; Aspergillaceae. Gene Ontology annotation, molecular function: CoA-ligase activity. The transcript is spliced from 4 exons. The record is from RefSeq and is a predicted model, not a curated record. Gene Ontology annotation, biological process: secondary metabolic process.